Galendromus occidentalis (western predatory mite) is the source of this 1650-nucleotide messenger RNA. Its product is annotated as sodium-dependent serotonin transporter. Lineage: Eukaryota; Metazoa; Arthropoda; Arachnida; Mesostigmata; Phytoseiidae. Gene Ontology annotation, biological process: serotonin uptake; amino acid transport; sodium ion transmembrane transport. Gene Ontology annotation, molecular function: serotonin binding; serotonin:sodium:chloride symporter activity. The coding region runs from base 145 to 1650 and encodes 501 amino acids. The record is from RefSeq and is a predicted model, not a curated record. The transcript is spliced from 13 exons. Gene Ontology annotation, cellular component: neuron projection; plasma membrane; synapse.
CAGGUGGGGCGGGAGCGCUGGGACUCGAAGACGGAAUUUCUCUUGGCCGUCAUUGGUUUUGCCGUAGAUCUCGGGAACGUGUGGAGAUUCCCAUACAUCUGUUACAAAAACGGAGGAGGAGCGUUCUUAGUCCCCUAUCUCAUUAUGCUGCUGUUUGGAGGUUUGCCUCUCUUCUAUCUCGAAUUGGCCCUCGGUCAAUACUACAGGUCCGGGUGUCUCACUGUAUGGCAGUACAUCGCUCCUGCUUUCAAAGGCAUUGGAUUCGCCAUCUGCAUCAUCGACAUCUACAUGGCAAUGUAUUACAACACCAUAAUCGCUUGGGCUGUCUACUAUUUACAGGCCUCUUUCACUUCCGUUGUCCCUUGGUCUUCUUGCGACAACCCGUGGAACACACCUGAAUGCUCUGAAGGCUCCGAUAGUCACGGGAAUAGCUCGAUCGGAGCUCAUAAAGUUAGCCCUGCCCAGGAGUAUUUUGAGCGCCACGUCUUGGAAGUUCAUAAAUCGGGUGGUCUGGGUAACAUGGGAACCAUAAGGCUGCCGAUAGCUUUCUGUUUGCUGUUGGUGUUCGUUCUUGUCUACCUCGCGCUCUGGAAAGGAGUCAAAUCUACGGGAAAGGCUGUUUACAUCACCGCGAUAGCCCCGUAUGUGGUCCUGUUCGCUCUCCUGGUGAAAGGAGUGACCUUGGAUGGAGCCGCUGACGGAAUCGCCUACUAUCUAUCGCCGGAUUGGGCGAAGCUAGCCGAGAGUGAAGUUUGGGUCGACGCGGCAACUCAGAUCUUCUUCUCUCUUGGACCUGGAUUCGGCACACUUCUAGCCCUCUCGUCAUACAACCGAUUCCAUAACAAUUGUUACAGAGAUGCGCUUCUGACAUCGUUCAUCAACUGUGCCACGAGUUUUGUGGCGGGAUUGGUCAUCUUCUCAUUCCUGGGCUAUAUGGCGAAGAAUCUCGAUCGAGAUAUAAGCAGCGUUGCAACAUCGGGUCCGGGGCUGGUCUUCAUAGUUUAUCCUCAAGCCAUCUCCACAUUGCAAUAUUCGCCAGUUUGGAGUGUGAUGUUCUUCUCGAUGCUCAUCACCCUCGGCCUCGACAGCACGUUCGGCGGUUUGGAGGCGAUGCUGACCGGUAUGUGUGAUCAGUAUCCCAAUGUCCUUCGCCGUCACCGGGAAAUAUUCGUUGCUCUGGUGCUGGUUUUCAUCUAUAUCUGCGCCUUGCCAACAACAACUUGCGGCGGUUUCUAUUUGGUGGAGCUCUUGGACACGUACGCCACCGCGGUCAGUGUCUUGUUUGUGGUCUUUAUCGAAGGCGUCGUGAUCUGUUGGGUUUUCGGAGCCGAGCGCUUCGCGCAAAAGAUCCAUCAGAUGCUUGGAUCGACCCCGGGCAUAUACUGGCGACUCUGCUGGACUUACAUCAGCCCUGUUUUCCUCUUGACUGUGCUCAUAUUCGCUUUCGAGCGAACCCGUACGACGGAUCUGGACCCUUCCAAAUAUCCUUGGUGGUCCGUCAGGGUGGGCGUCGCGACCGCGCUGAGUUCUAUUUGCUUGGUUCCCCUGUACAUGAUCUACAUGUUCUGCAAGUCUCCCGGAACGAUCGAGCAACGCAUUGAGGCCUGCCUGACGCCCAUCGAGCCGGUCAAUAACCCAACUCAGGUCUAG